Paraglomus brasilianum is the source of this 468-nucleotide messenger RNA. NCBI's taxonomy places the organism in Eukaryota, Fungi, Glomeromycota, Glomeromycetes, Paraglomerales, Paraglomeraceae. The record is from the annotation of a GenBank genome assembly.
AUGGCAUACAACAGCUCUCCAAAUCUACAAAACUCGUCCGAUGGUAGAAAUCCUACCCAGGACGCCAAUAAGUUUGCCAACCCGAUAAUGUACGCUGUCAGUCCGGAUGGUAAACCGAACCCAACUAAUCCUACGGUUGCUGAGAAUGGUAACCCGGAGAUGGGAGUUCCUGUGACAACUUUCAAUAAUCCUCCAACCAUGAUUGCUACCAGUGUGCCUUCACCGUCACCACAGCCAGGGUGUUGCACCAGGGAGUUUUAUUUUGCAAUAUUUGCAUUAAUGGUUGUUAUAACGGGCGCUGUAAUGUGGGGAGCGGUAAAAUACCCACUUAUAGGCAUUAUUCUAUUGGCUAUUGGAGCUGCCUUGCUACUGGGAGUUGGAUUUUUCAUGUAUAAUAAAAUCCAGCGGCAAAUACACCAGCAGCAAAUACAUCAGCAGCAAAUAUAUCAGCAGCAAAUGCAAAUAUAA